AUGGGAAUCCUCCUUGUUUUCACCCUGUGUGUCUGUUUACCCCGCUCCUUCAGUCAGUCAGUGGUGCAGACCCCGGCAGCGGUGACCAGGAAGGAGUGUCAGUCUCUCACCAUCACCUGUGUUUUCUAUGGUGGUUUUUACGCUCGUCCUUUGAUGGGCGGAAAUUUCUUCAAACAAACUCAGACCGGGACAGAGUGGGAGCGGAUAUCCAGCGGGGGGAGAUUUGUUGUGUCGGUGAAUAAAGCAGAAAAGACAUUUUCGCUGGAAAUUCGGGAAUUGAGAGUUGAAGACACCGCCACCUAUUACUGUAAAGCUCAGUACGUGUUGGUUACUGUUUAUGCGGAUGGAUCCGGGACGGUGGUGACUGUCACAGCCGAUUCCAGUUCCAUAAUUUCCCGGAAUCCACCUGUUCAAACCUCUGCUGCUGGUGACACCGUUACUUUAAGCUGUGAAUAUUCAGGUAUCUGUCAGUACACAGUACACUGGUACAGUCAGUCCCCAGGACAGGCUCCGGAAUAUCUGCUUCAGAGAAACACUCCAGGAGAAGACAAUAAAGAAAACGCUGUCAGGGGGAGAAUUUCUGCUUCGAUCGACCCAGCCGAGAAAAUCAGCCGGUUAAAGAUUUCCAAACCACAACUGAGCGACUCCGCUGUGUAUUACUGCCAACUGAGUCGGCGCACAGCACAGUGA
Messenger RNA from Carcharodon carcharias (great white shark), 690 nucleotides. Its product is annotated as immunoglobulin gamma-1 heavy chain-like. The transcript is spliced from 4 exons. Lineage: Eukaryota; Metazoa; Chordata; Chondrichthyes; Lamniformes; Lamnidae. The record is from RefSeq and is a predicted model, not a curated record. Bases 1 to 690 code for a protein of 229 amino acids.